GCAUGGAGGAGAGCAAGCUCAUCUUCAGCCUGGACCGCCCUGAUGAGGGUCCCACCGUGGCCUUCUCGAAAGAAAAACCACAAGCCAGAGAAUCUCAACCUGACCUCAGUCUGGGGAUCGAUUUGGACUUGAGCCAAGGCCAUCGGUCACAUCCCCACUUCCUGCCUCACUCACCCUCCUCUCCCGGCUCUUUAGCUGAUCUGUCGGCAUCAUCAGCCGGCCUGCUUGUCACCUCCAACUUGGUCAAAUCCUCCUCCACGGAGCUGGAACCAAGGGAGAGCAGCUCGCUAAGAGGCAAACCACUCCUCAGCUUGGUAAAGUCAUUGAGCACAGAGAUCUCCCGUCGGGGUGAGCCUGAGGUCAACCUCUCCAAGUCUGACUCCAAGCUGCAUUUGCAUCCCUGGAAGCAGCUUACCCAGUCCAGGAUGUCCGAGGUGAGGCCCGAAGAAGGAACACUGAAUGAGAAUGACAACUGGGACUUACCUCGUUCCACGGGCAGCAUGUCGCCCACUGAAUCCCGGGGCAGUUUGCUUAUUGCUGAGCUGGAGGACACGCGGAGGAAGUUCUCUGAGGCCAUGCAGGAUCCACUGAGCAUGCUGAGUAAGAUUAUGGGGGAUGAAAGCUCUGGCAGUCCUAAGCAUGGGAGGGCCCCUGGUGCUGGAGACUCCCCAGCCUCCCAAGGAAGCUGUGGAGGAGAGGGGAGCACUGAAGAUGGAGAUUUUAAGUACCAGAGGAAGAACAAUGUUGACCACACUUCUCUAAGACAUCAAAAGGGUUCGUAUCGCAACCGCAACAGGGGCAACCAUUUUGAAAUCCACUCUUAUGGAGAUAUAAUUCAAGUGGUGGGACUCCAGAAUGAAUCCAGAGAGACACAUUGCAAUACUUACACCCAGUCUCAAGGCAGAGAAGGAGGCCCAUCGCUGCCUAUUCACUGGCUCCUCCCUGUGGGUCUUCUGGUGUAUGGGUUCUUUGUGCUGCCACUUCCUUCAUACCUGACGGGUCUGUCUAUCGGAGUUGCAUGUGGCUUUAUGUUGGGCCUGAUGGUGGUGUUCACGUUUGUCCCACGACGCUCAAAUACCAGAGGCAAAAAAAGCAAAUCCAGCACAUAUCCACAGGACGGGAACAUCAUACAUCCAGAAAUCCUAGAGGGCUGGAUGAAUGAGACAUACAGCUACGACCCUGAGACGUUCCACCCCUCGGUCACACACUCAGUCCAUGUCACACUGGAGGGCAGCCGGCUGUGCCUGGCAUACCCACGUGCCAACAUCCCUCGGUGGGCGACGUUCGACGAGACGCCCCGCAAGGCAUUGUUUUUGCGUUCGCGUGCUUAUCAGCUGGCAAACAGUAAGGUGUCUUUGUUGCCUCCUGCUUUGGCUUGUAAGAGGGUGUGGAACAAGAAGUAUCCCAUCUGCAUCACUCUGGCUGAGGGGGAGGUGGGAGAAGAGAUCCUGGUUGAAGGGCAAGAGGAUGAAGAAAGGGCAGAGAGACACGUCACACUGGACCACCAGCUUCCUGUCACCCUCUACCUCUUUGGUCGCUCUGGAAGAGACAAGGAGGAGUGGUUCCAGCAUUUCCUGUCUGCCUCUAGGCCUAGAGCCAAGAGCAGUGUGAGCGGCGAAGAGAACACCGUUGCAGGUCACUCUGAAGCACUCUCUGGUGGCACUGCAGUCAAAGACAAUAUAGAGGAGCUGCAGGAUUUGCCAGGAGCAAUGAAAACAAGAACAUUAUUGGACUACAGCACUUACAUGACUCAACUGAUUGGCUCAGAGAGUUGCAAUCCCACCCCCAGCCCCUGCCACAGUGACAAGGGAAGCCCCAUAUGCCACAAGAAGAUUCCCAGUGAAGAGCAAAGCUCUGAAGGUCAAUCUGGACCUGAGUCCAGUGCAGGAUCAGGGGAAGGACGACUUUCUACAGAGGACCAGUGGGUGAACGCCCUGGUAGGAAGGAUCUUCUGGGACUUUCUCAGAGAGAAGUACUGGACUGAUCAGGUGGUGCACAAGAUCCAGAAGAAACUUGGGAAGAUUAAGCUGCCAUACUUCAUGAAUGAACUGACUCUGGCUGAUCUGGACAUGGGCACCUGUUUACCUCAAGUCCUUAACACCUCUAAACCCAAACUGGACCAUAGAGGCCUGUGGCUGGAGAUGGAGUUGACGUACACAGGCUGCCUUCAGAUGACCCUGGAGACUAAGAUGAAUCUGUGUAAACUGGGUAAGGACGGAGAGGAUGAGGCUCACAUCGUCCCAGACACCCAGCCUGUGGGCUCGAAGCCCAGGCUGUGCAUACUGGCUGAUAGUGAUGAAGAGUCAUCAUCAGAUGAAGAGGAAGUGCCCUCAUUUGAACCCCAGGGAUCUGUUGGACAUAAGAGCACAACAGUGGCAGCUGAUGGGCACCCUGGAGGUAGCACAAGUACAAAGAUCCUGAGAUUUGUGGACAAGAUAGCAAAGUCCAAAUACUUCCAGAAGGCCACAGAGAACAAGUACAUUAGAAAGAAGAUCGCUGAGGUGUCCAACAUGCCUCUGAUGCUUAGCGUGGAGGUCAUGGAGCUCUCUGGUACUCUGGCCAUCAACAUCCCACCUCCUCCUACUGACAGGAUAUGGUACAGCUUCCAGGUGCCUCCUAGGUUGGAUCUUCAUGUGCGUCCCAUGUUCGGAGAGAGGGAGGUCACUUUCAGCCAUGUCACUGAGUGGAUCGAGAAAAAACUACAGUGUGAGUUCCAGAAAGUGGUUGUCAUGCCCAAUAUGGACGAUCUUUAUCUGCCCCUGAUGACAUCUGGCCUGGAAAGCUCACCUGCAUCCCACCACUCUUCAAUCCAAUCCACAUCCCAACAAUCCUCAAUGGAGUCCCAGGACUACAUGUCAGAGUAACCCCCCCACCCUUGAGGCUGCUAUGUGUUCCCAUCACAAAUUGCCACAGUGCAGUCGUGUUUAUUGUCACUAGUGUGAAGGUGCCUCCUGCCUCCCGAGGCCACAUGAUACUGACCUCAGGACUGCGACAAUGGUGCUACACUGCCCUCUAAUGUGAAGUAGACGGAACUGAUUCCACUGGAUUUCUAAAAGGGAACUUUCUUAAACGUUGAUGUUGCAAUAGAUUAAAGACAGAAGGAAAAUUGAUCUGAUUUCCAUACAAAGAGUUGUGUGAGGCUACUGUUGCUUUUGGAAAGAAGCACCAUCCAUCAAAUUUUCUAAUCCACUGAUCUUGUUUAAGGCUAUGAGAUUGUACGAUUGAAUAUUUUUGAGAAGAGUUUUGAUUCAUCUAAGCUGACAGGGUGCAUGCUGUUUCUGAACAGUUUUACUGAAAUAAACUUACUGAGUUAUCAGCAAAAAAUUAAAACCCAUUCAGCACUUUAAAUAUGUGAUAAUGAUGUGAUGAUGAGGAUGCCCACAGAAUAUGCAGCUGCUGCAUUAAACAAAUUUACAUGGAACAACCAAA
Solea senegalensis (Senegalese sole) is the source of this 3429-nucleotide messenger RNA. RefSeq names its product testis-expressed protein 2-like. NCBI's taxonomy places the organism in Eukaryota, Metazoa, Chordata, Actinopteri, Pleuronectiformes, Soleidae. The transcript has 11 exons. Gene Ontology annotation, molecular function: lipid binding. The coding region runs from base 3 to 2864 and encodes 953 amino acids. The record is from RefSeq and is a predicted model, not a curated record. Gene Ontology annotation, cellular component: endoplasmic reticulum.